This is a messenger RNA of Mya arenaria, 1410 nucleotides long. RefSeq names its product trissin receptor-like. Gene Ontology annotation, biological process: G protein-coupled receptor signaling pathway. Bases 1 to 1410 code for a protein of 469 amino acids. The transcript is spliced from 4 exons. Gene Ontology annotation, molecular function: G protein-coupled receptor activity. Gene Ontology annotation, cellular component: plasma membrane. The record is from RefSeq and is a predicted model, not a curated record. NCBI's taxonomy places the organism in Eukaryota, Metazoa, Mollusca, Bivalvia, Myida, Myidae.
AUGGAGAAACUCCUUAAUAUUUUGGAAAUGAACAACCACGACACAAACGCGCUAUUUACCGACACAGAGCUUCUUGAUAUGGAGUAUAAUACUAGUAGUUGCCCAGAGUUGAACGAUAGCGGGAUGCUAACAAGUGGAUAUGUCUUAGCCGGAUUCGAAAAUCCAUUUAACAGUCCAUUUGUAAGAGUGGUGUUCAUCACGUGUUAUACAGUUGUUUUCGUGUUUUGUGUUGUUGGAAACCUUAUGGUGUUGAUUGCUAUUGCCCGAAGCCCACGAUUGAGAAGCAUAACAAACUUCUUCCUGGCUAACUUGGCGGUAGCAGACUUUUGUGUGGGAAUCUUCUGUGUACUUCCGAACCUCUCCACGUUUCUCAACCCAACAUGGGUACUUGGCAAGGUUACGUGCAAAGGCUAUUACUACAUUUGGAACGUCAGCUAUAUCGCCAGCAUCUUUAUAUUGACGGUCAUCGCGAUAGAACGUUACGUGGCCAUCAUGUACCCACUCAAAGCAAGACAUAUUAUGACACGUACUCGUGUGAAAACAAUUCAGAUAUGCAUUUGGAUAAUUGCGUUUCUAUACAAUAUACCGUAUGCGAUUUUAUAUGAUACUCUAUCAGUUGGUAAAGACGAGUUUUGUUAUGCGACAGAGGAGAACGAGAUUAAAUUAAAAUGGCUGAGUGUUGCGACUGUGGUGUUAUGGUAUAUCAUACCUCUGUUUGUCAUUGUAAUCUUGUACUAUCGAAUAGCUCGAGCGCUUUGGAAAACACAGGUAGUUUCAGCUCUUCGACUUAGUACACCCCACGAUAACGAUAUACGGUGUGUGAUUACUUCGUCAUCGUUUUCUCCAUCUUUGGAGCACAACGUUUAUACACGAGAAACAAACUUGAGUAGCAAAAGUAGUCAUUCGGAACGUUCAAACUUGAAACAAGUAAAGGAGAGAUAUCACCUCGUGCACGUGUCUAGUACAAGAAGGGUAGCAAAAGCAAGACAAAAAGUGAUCCGACUUCUUCUAUGUGUCGUUGUAACAUUUGCUGUAUGUGUGUUUCCUCACAUGAUGAAAGUGAUGGAUCAUUACUGGGCAAUGUUUAAUAUAUCUCAUUCAGCGAUGCUCAUAUUAUCACCAAUAUCCUCACAGCAUCAUGGAACCACCUCCGAAGUUAUCCAGUUUACUGGACAGUUCUCAUUGUUCCUCUCACCCCGACAGCGAUAUACGCGAGCACGCCUGUCAUUCCCACGUAGUGUCUCAUCAACAAAUAAAACAUUGGCCCAGACCGCCAUUGUAAAUCGCAAAUGUCGCCUAACCCACAAUAAUCUUGCCUGCCUGUGCCUUGUGGUAAGAAUCGGAACUCGCAGGGAACGACGGCACCGCAAGCCGUCGGCUCUCAGGCGAGUGCGCACUGUCUGUGGGUAG